ACUGUUUGUUUGUAUGAUAUAAAUGUUGUUCAUGAGGCUCUCACUAAAGUGAUAAUUUCCAGAUGUAGGUCGAUCGAAUUGCUAUGCAUAAUAAUAUUAAAAUAAUCUGAUUGUUGAUUCUUUUGAACGCUCAGAAAUUUUUAUGUUUUUUGAAAUUACAUUAAUAGUCUCGAAAUAAAUGUAACAUUCCGGUUCAAUUGUACAUGUGUAACACCACCUUCGCUAUUGAAGAAAUCUUUGUUUUUAUAGCUUACGAACGGUAUGAGCGUUUUUAACUGUUGUUAUAUGCUUUCAAUUUCCGAGGAUGUUAAAUGUUUAUGACAAAAAUACUAGUUACCGCACAUCUUUUCGAGCUGCCGACUUUUAUUCCCUUUUAUCAGCUUAUGAUGAAACGGUCAGUAGAAACCUUGGGAUAUCUCAUAGUAGUCAAGAUGAUGUGAAGAAAUCAUUCGCCUUUCAAGGAAAAGUAAGAUAUCCUAGAAAGAACAAGGAUGAAGGAUCCUUUUCAAAGGAGAUCAGUAGCUCUGACCAUCAUAAACCCAAAACACUUCAACAUUUAUUGGUAAACAAUGGUGUUAAAGAAUAUUCGAAACCUAAUCCUAUAAUUUUCAAUGAUCUUUGUCAACAAAGCCUGACAGGAUUUAGUUGUUCACUUCCGCAGGCAUUGGAAAAAAUUAAUUCCGACAUACACAAUCCAAAAUUUUGGGCUGAUUUCCAGACAAACAACAGUUUGAGUAUGAACAAAGACUCGCCAAAAGUUUCAAACAAAUAUCAAGUAAAAAUGUUAGACCAUUUAGAAGGUACAAGGGGGUUUAAUAUGGUAGUCAGACAAGUUGAUGCAACAGCUGAAACGAUGACUAUUGGACUGCCUAACUGUCGAGCUUUACCAACCGUACAGAAAACACCUAGGAUAAUACGUACAAGGAUAUUUUUUAAUCAAAUAAAAACUGGGCUGAAAGAACAUAUUGAAUGGCACACAACCCAAUUACAACAAGCUGAAUUAGACCAAGAUGUAAUGUCAGCUAAUAAGGCAUUAGAAAAUAUCAAUCAAUUACAGCAUAGGUUGAAUACAAUUCGUUGUCUUGAACAUGAGUAUAUGAAACAUUGGAAGUUAUAUAAAGAAAUCCGAGCACGUUCUCAAGGUGAACUGUAUUGUGAUCACGUUAACAGUGGUAGUAGUGGAAGUGGUAAAAGUGGUGAAGAAAUUAUUCAGUUAAGUCAGUGUUCAACAAAUAUGAACAAUUCAUCACUUUUAUCUAAAAAUAAACUAAGCAAAUCAACAUUAGCUUUAACUGGAUUUAACGGAUCAGAUCAUAUUCAACCAUCAACUACCAUUGUCAAUACAACUAAUCCCUAUCAAAAUCAUUCUCACAAUAAUAAUAAUAAUAGCAUUUAUGAUACAACAAAUUAUUUACCAACCAUAAUAGAAAAACGUCCAAAAUAUUCCUCCUUGUUGAAUUUAAUACGACAUAAAUCAAAGAAAACAACAAAUAAUUAUUUAUUACAAAAUGAAAAUCGUCCACGUGCUGCUACAACAGCAUCACCGGUAACAACAACUGCGGUAGAUCAUAAACAUUCAUUCUUACAAUUGAAUAGACAAAGUAAUUUAGAUCUAACAGCAACUCAUAUACCGUUGAAAAAAUCUGCCACCCUUUUAGUUCAUAACAAUAAUAGCCAUUGCAAUAAGGGAUUGAGUAAAUCCAGGAGUAGUGCACGUGAUUUAAUAACUAAUGAUGUUAGUUUAAAACAGCAACAGGAAGUUUUAUUGAAACGUUUAUGUCAAAUAGAAGCUCAAACAGAGUAUUUAUCUGGUACACUGAUAUGUGAAGUGAUUGGAGUCAGUGGCUCAGUCUCCUCGUUAUCAAAAGAUGUUUUCAGGAUAUCACUUAAAUAUAAUACACCGGCAUUUUCUUCAAUAUAUGAAUUACAAAGUGAUAAGGAAUUACCAGAUGUUAAACCUCUGUAUACAUCAACUGUUCCUUUAAACCAGAAAGGUGGUUCAAAUGAUAAAUGGACAAUUACUGGUCGUCUUUUUUCUUCAUCAUUUUCUACCUCCUCUUCUGCACCGAUUUCUAAUUCAUCGAAAUCAUUAGCUCACUUACAAGCAACUUACUUAAAUGAUGUGAAUUUAAAAUUUCCUGAACAAAGAUGGGAUCAAACUAAGCAUAUCUUUAGUCCAACAAUUGGUGAUGUAUUAACAAUAAAAGUAGUUGUCAUGCGACGGUUCGGAAAACCAGAAACUCUUAUACAACAGGCAUGUGAUAUUUUAAAACUAAUCACUUUUAAAGGUCAUCAUAUAUCAGUCGGACUAAAAAAUUUCACUGAUCUCCAAUUUCAUUUUGUUCUCAAAUGGUGCCCUUUAGCUGAUACUAAAGAUGAUCGGAUGUUGUUUUACAAUUUAUCAACUAUUCAAUUAAAUAAUUUCCUAGAUGAACAAAGACAAAAAGCUUCAAGUAUUAAAAUAUUAAAUGAAGAGGAGAUAAAUGAUUAUUCAUCUCCCAAAAUGGAUUAUUCUAAUAUUAAACGAUAUCAUACAGAUUUAAUAUCAUCUGAUUUCGAUAAUCGAUAUAAUGAACCACAACAACUUCGUCAUAAUCAUCAACAAUUAACUAAUUUAAUUAAAACUGAAACAUCUUCCAGUGAGUUUAUUAUUCCACAAGAUAACUCAGAUUCUAGUGAUUUAGAAAAUAAAGGAAGUGUAACAAUCUUAACAGUCCGAUCUAAUAAAAGGACUCCCAGUCAAUAUGGUGAACAGAAUAAAUGCCACUCAAAACUUCCGAAGUGGAUUUCUUUGCCAGAUCUUGAAACCCAUGAGCUGAGUGAACCAGAAUUGAUGUCACCAGAAAUCAAAAUAAUUACUGUACGUACUCAUCGGAAUCACGAAAGCAAAGGUUAUCAAAAUAACUAUGUUGAUAUUGCAGACACCAACUCUAUUAAUGCUACAAGUAAUCAUAAUAAUUAUUAUGAUAACACGGAUAAUCGUACUAACAUUUCCGAAUCAAGUACACCAGAAAAAGAACUAGUGCAAGAAAGACAAAUAGAACAGCAAGUACCUAUCAACGACAGAACAUCUGUAAAAAUCAAUACAUUACAAACAGCAGAAUCGAGAUUGCUGACAUCAAAACCUACAAAUAAUCAAUUAUUUGAACAUAUAAGUAAAUUAAAAGAUAAAAUUGAUAUCAAAACUAGAAUACAUGAUGAUCCUGAAGGAUUACUCAAAAAUUUGGAUAAAACUAUUACAAACCUUAUUGCACAAUUAGAGAAUAAUUCAUAUUGGUUUAAUCAACUUUACGUUUCAAAUAAAUCUCAAAAUCCAAAAUCUAUCAUUUCUUCACCACUAAAAACAAUAGAGAAAAAUAUUGACGAAAAAAGCACUCUAAAAUCUUUAUGGGAAUCAUUAGCGUUUUUAGAUGAACCAGAGAAAUCGUUUGAUGGGUAUAUUGAAGACGGAUCAACUUCAUCUAUAUCAGGUUCUUCCCAUUCAAUUAGAGUUGUUGAAAAGACAGACAUUUAUACAUGUGAUAUUGAUCAGGUUAUCAAAACUACAGGUUGGAGGCAAUUAGAUUUAGCAUUGAUAUGGCAUUUGAACUAUACCAUACGUUUACUUGACCAAGUGUAUCCAGAUCACUUGUAUGUAAGCAGUUCUCAAAUAUUAUUAUCACCUCAGUCGUCUGUUUCUGAUGUUUCUGACAAAACAAUAAACAACUAUACACCCAAUGGAUCAUUGAGUUCAGUGCGUAACUCAGUCCAUUCAGCUUGGUCUACUUUGCCUUUAUUGGAACAGAUAGAAUUCUUUGAUGAGGUUGAGAGCCUUUGUCAAGGAAUUAUUGACGAUUUACAAACAGUUGAAUCCAAAUAUUUAUUGAAAGUUUGUGGUGAUGGAAAACCAUACUCUACUUUAAGGUUUACAUGUUUUCUUUCGAAGUUAAUUUGGCCUGUACAAAAUAAUAUUAAUGUAACUAUAUCAGAGGAUAUAUCUUCACCACAAAUCAUUUUUGAUCGCGAUGCAUUUCGUGAAACGUUACUAAGAUUUUAUGAAAAAGAUGUGGUUCCUCGAUGGUCGAAAGAUAUGGCUAACGGAGUAAUCGACCAUUUUAUUGAAGACGUGCUGGAUCUUCAAGUGAAUGGUUCUGAAUUAUCUACUAUUCCCCUUACCCAUUUAAAUUUACGUCUAAAACUUUCUGAAAGAAUGGAAUCUACUGUUUUAUCAAAUCGUUUAUCAGAUCAGCAUAAUCGAGAUCAAUUAAAACAGUUUAAUGUUUAUUUUAUACAACUACUUUCUUAUUUAGCUGGACAAUUAUAUAUUCAGUGGAAUUUAGAAAACGCUUAUUCCUCCCGUACCUUGUCAACCCUACCUUAUUUCACGAGAGCAUUGCAACCAAUAUUUGGAUUAAAUGUACUAUUAAGUGAUGUAGGAGUAGAUCCAAAUUAUCUAGAACAAAUAGAAUAUGGUUUAGAUAUGAGAAGCACUGAAUUGGCUGCUUGUCAUUCCACUCAAACGUGGUUACGAGUUGCUGAACUAGUAGGAAAUCAUGAUGAAGAGAUUAAUAAGAAAGCGAUUAUGCUAUUAAAAUCAAUGAAUGAAAAGAUAUAUAGAGUUUUUCAACACUUAACAAAUUCCAAACAAAAGUUGCACUUAUCAAAUGAUGUACAAAUGCUUCAUGGAACAAAUAAUCAUAUUAAUAAUUAUCAUCAAUUAAUCGAAAAGAAUAGUAGAAAUACAGUUCCACGUCCUAUUUUUUAUUUAAUGGGACCACCUAUUCAUAUUCAAUACUGUUUGAAUAAAAACUGCAUUAAACAAAAUUUAAGUUCAUUAUCACCAAUAUGGAUUAGCAUGAUAUGCGGUUUAGAACAAAAAUCUAGUAUUAAACGAAUAGCUGCAUUAAAAGCAUUAACUGUACUCAUAGAAUCACAGAUAAGUGAAACAAUAAAAACCACACAAAAUAAUAAUGCAAAUAAUAAAAAUUGUAGACUAUAUGGAAAUACCACUGAUGGAAUUACAAGUUCAACAAUAUUACAACUUUUGAAUGAUAUACAUUCAAAUGAUUCAGAUCCAUUGGUGAAGAAUUUAGCUGGACAAAUUAUUGACAGAAUUACUACAAAAUUUAAUACUGAAUCACACAAUGAACAAAUAACUAAACCUACUCGUCUCCUGAAAACAAUGUGGACUAAAUUUAGUACUGCAGAAAAUUUACCCUCCAAACCGUCAUAUAUCUUUCAACGAUAAUAACUGAGAUUCAUAUUAAUCUAUAGCUAUUUUUAGUCACUGUAUUUUCAUACAUAGUUUGUACAGCUAUUUAUUUUGGUGCUGUAAGAUAACGAAAAUUCCUACUAUGAAAUAUUUAUGCCUUUAAAAUUAAGAACAAGGACCAAGGUAGAUAAAUGCUAUGAAAGGAGUUAAACCACAUUGGUAUUAAAUCAUUUAAAAUCUUCUCAACAUGAUUCUGAAGAUGUAGAAAGACGGUCACUUUAUACGACUAGGUAUUCUAAGUUUAAUUGUGAAACGGAAUAUUAAGGUGUACCUUGUAAAUACUACAUAAUAAUAAUGAACAAAAACCUUAUCUAAACAAAGUGAAAACAAUAAGAUUAUAAGAAAAAAAUGGACUCAUUCUAUUUCAGAUUCUUCUUAUCAACUGUAAACGGCUUAAGGUUACAAAAAGUAGUAAAUUUACCAUAAUUUAGUUAAUAAAGUUGAAAUGAAUGUUUGGAAGCAGAGUGAACAUCGUAAUAGCAGGAAGGAGACAAACACUUUAACACUAAACGUUGAUAUGUACUUAUGCAAAAAUAAAUACGAAUUUUAUUUCUAAAUAUAUCAAAGGCACUAAAUAUAUGGAAAAAAAACCUGAUCAUUUUGAGAAAUCAAUUACGUAUUUAUGAUAUCUGGAAGUUCCGACUAGUGAUAUCAUCUACCAUACUGAUGAUCAUUCUUUACGUACUGACAUAUCAUCAUCGAAAUAUUAAAGGAUUGAUAUGUAGUGUCGGUUGAUAUUUUAAGUCCAUAUGUCUUAUUCUAACUUCUGAACAAGUCAAUUCACCUAUCCAUCAUGAGUCAUUUUUUCACCUUGUUAAUUAUUCAC
Schistosoma rodhaini is the source of this 6077-nucleotide messenger RNA. NCBI's taxonomy places the organism in Eukaryota, Metazoa, Platyhelminthes, Trematoda, Strigeidida, Schistosomatidae. The record is from the annotation of a GenBank genome assembly.